Molecule: messenger RNA, 993 nt
Organism: Fibroporia radiculosa
Lineage: Eukaryota; Fungi; Basidiomycota; Agaricomycetes; Polyporales; Fibroporiaceae
Exons: 2
Coding region: 1-993 (330 amino acids)
Biological process (GO): rRNA processing; ribosomal small subunit assembly
Cellular component (GO): UTP-C complex; CURI complex
Molecular function (GO): nucleic acid binding
Source: RefSeq, a predicted model, not a curated record
AUGGCGCAGACAAGCUCGCUGCCAACAUCCAUCGCAGGCUUCACGCCCAUUCCAGUGUCCUAUUCGCAAAGCUCGAUCCAUAUACUCUAUGCACGAGCUCACACCGGGUCUCACAAGCCAAAAUCAAACGCGAAAGGGAAGAACGUCGACUUGCCCGAUGCUCGGACACUCUUUCUCGUCAACGUCCCUGUGGAUGCGACGGAACGCGAGUUGACUCUAUUCUUCAAAUCCUGUGGGACCGUCGAAAGGAUAGUUUUUCAUGGUGAGGGCGAUGGAGCGGAGGUGCCCGAGGAGGAGAGCGAGAGCGAGGGGGAAGGGGAGGAGGGAAGCAAUGCAGGCGAGGAUGCCGACGACACGGCGCCCGAAGAACGUCCCCGGAAAAAGAGGAAAACGGGCAAAGACGCUGUCCCGCAGAUCGUUCCUUUACCGUCCGUUGAGCUGAGAAAAUUUCGGUGCACAGGCCGCUCCGCGCACAUCAUAUUCCUGGACGACACGUCGCUGUCACGCGCUCUCCAGCAACCAUCGAGGCCGAAGCCAUGGCAGAUCGACCAAUCCGCCCCGAUGGGAUUGUCACAUUACAGGGCUUUGUACGACUCCCUCCGGCCUCCCCUCGAUGUCGUGAGAGCACAUGCAGACUCAUAUAUGGAGCUCUUCGAGCAUGAACAGGCGAAGAAGAGGCAGGAGAGUAAAUAUCGGAUGGGCGAGGCGGUGGUGGAUGAGGACGGCUUCACGCUGGUCACGCGUGGUGGUGCGUACGGAAAAACGCUGGGAGGAGGGGUAGGCGUGGCAAGCAAGAAGUUCCAGGGCAACACAGAGAGUGGCGGAAAACGGGCAAGGAGAAACAAAAAGGAGAAGGGAGAAAAUGACAACUUCUACGCGUUCCAGAUACACGAGAAGAAGCGGCAAGAACUUAUCGAUCUCAAGAGGAAGUGGGAGGAGGACAAGGCGAAAGUGGAGAAGUUAAAGCAGUCAAGGAAAUUCAGACCAUACUGA